Messenger RNA from Phoenix dactylifera (date palm), 2425 nucleotides. NCBI's taxonomy places the organism in Eukaryota, Viridiplantae, Streptophyta, Magnoliopsida, Arecales, Arecaceae. The record is from RefSeq and is a predicted model, not a curated record.
AGGAACUCUCUUAUCAUCAUAAGUUAUUGGCGCUGUUCUAUACGUGAGCCCCAUGGCAUCUGUCAUGUUGUGUUGCAAGGCCAAAAUCUUUCGAGUGGCCAAACCACCCUUCAAUAUUUCCGCUGUUGGUCCGUCAAGGCCCUUCAGCUAGAGUCCCCAACUUUAGCAGCAAUGUCCUCUCCCCUUUCCCUCCCUACUUCCCCUGUUCCAAGCCAAGCUCCCGUUAUAGACCCCAAGACCCCUGCAUCCACCAACAAGAAUACCCCAUUCAGCCCCCAGCCUCUCCAGCUCCUGCUCGAAAGAAGCACCAGCUUCGCCGAACUCAAACAAAUACAUGCCCAAAUGAUCCGUACCGGCCUCGCCUUCGAGCCCCUCCCCGCAAGCCAUCUCGUCUCCAUCUGCGCCACCAAAGACUUCGGAUCGCUCAACCAUGCCCGCCUCGCCUUCUCCCAGAUCCCCAACCCCACCACCUUCACCUCCAAUUCCAUAAUUCGGGCCUACACCAACAACCACCUCCAUUACGAGGCCCUCUGCUUCUACAUCGAACUGCUUCGAGCGAAUCUCCCUCCUGAUAAGUUUACAUUUCCUUCGCUGUUCAAGUCCUGCCGGGAUCUGAACGGGGGGAAGCAACUCCAUUGCCAUGCCGUCAAGUUUGGCUGCGGCUCGGACGCCUACGUCCAGAACACUCUGAUAAGCAUGUACUCUGCUUGUGAGUGCCUGAGCUGUGCGUGCCGGGUGUUCGACAAAAUGGAGGCGAAGACCGUGGUUUCUUGGGCCACCAUGAUCGCGGCUUAUACCGAGUGGGACCGGCCGGCGGAAGCAUUGAAUCUUUACAGCCGGAUGGAGUCCGAGAAUGUGGAACCCAACGAGAUCGCUCUGGUGAACGUUCUGACGGCCUGCGCGAGGGCCAGGGACUUGAAGACCGGGAGACGGGUCCAUAGAUACGUGGAGGCGAACCGCAUCAGGUUUGAUUUGGUCCUCUGGGCCGCUCUCCUGGACGUGUAUUGCAAGUGCGGCUGCGUUUCGAUUGCUCGCCAACUCUUCGACGGGAUGCCCGGGAGGAACUUGUUUUGUUGGAAUAUCAUGAUCAAAGGCCAUGUCGAGAAUAGCGACUACAAGGAAGCACUGCAUCUGUUCCGGGAGAUGCAGCUCGGUGGUAUCAAAGCCGAUAAAGUGACCAUGGCGAGCUUGGUGCUUGCAUGCUCUCAACUGGGGGCCCUCGAGCUCGGAAAAUGGUUCCAUGCGCACAUCAAUCGGGAGAACAUCGAGGUGGACGUCGUUCUGGGUACUGCACUCGUUGACAUGUAUGCCAAAUGCGGGUGCAUGGAGACGGCGAUGAGGGUGUUCCAUGAGAUGCCUCGAAGAGAUGUCAUGACUUGGACAGCCCUUAUUGGAGGCCUUGCGAUGUGUGGGCACGGGGAGAGAGUCUUGGAGGUUUUCUAUGAGAUGCAGAGGAGUGGGGUGAAGCCCGAUGCUGUUACUUUUGUUGGUGUCUUGACUGCUUGCAGCCAUGCCGGCCUUGUCGAUGAGGGCUGCUCGCUUUUCGAUUCCAUGUCGAGUGUUUACAGCAUCGAGCCCAGCGUCGAACACUAUGGAUGUAUGGUCGACUUGCUCGGCAGAGCCGGCCACAUUGACAGGGCUGAGGAGUUGAUAAGAAGCAUGCCCAUGGCACCGGAUUAUUUUGUGUUAGGAGGCCUCCUGGGGGCUUGCAGAAUACACGGCAACCUCGAGGCUGCCGAGAGAGCUGCACGGCAGCUUUUGGAGCUCGACCCCAGGCAUGGCGGCACGUAUGUGCUCCUAUCGAACAUAUAUGGUUCAUUGGAGAAGUGGAAUGAAGUUGAUAGAAUAAGAGACCUCAUGUUGGAGAGGAAAGUGAAGAAGCCUCCAGGGUGCAGUAUGAUAGAGGUGGAUGGAGAGGUUCAUGAGUUUGCCAUGGGGGACGAAUCGCAUCCUCAAUCUGAGGAGAUAUAUGCGAUGGUAGAGGAAAUGAUGUGCAGAGUGAAAGAAUGUGGUUAUGUGCCGAACAAAUCGGAAGUGCUAUUUGACAUGGACGAAGAAGAGAAGGAGAGUGCUCUGUGCCGGCACAGCGAGAAGCUAGCUAUUGCUUUUGGGCUCAUCGGGACGAGCCCGGGGACGCCAAUUCGCAUUAUGAAGAACCUUCGUGUUUGCAGUGACUGCCAUGCUGCAACAAAGCUCAUCUCCAAGAUUUAUGGAAGGGAGAUCAUUGUGCGGGAUAGAUGCCGUUUCCAUCAUUUCAAUGAUGGAGUCUGUUCGUGUAAGGACUUCUGGUGAUUGUAAGUAAUAUAUAUGUACCACAUCCAAUGGAAGAAGGACUGGUUUUUGUUUUCAGAAUGUUGUUGAUCAGCUUACCCGCACCGCAUAUGGAUCACUAUUCAAGCAAAUGAUGACAACAAUUAUCUUCAAA